This is a messenger RNA of Octodon degus (degu), 954 nucleotides long. RefSeq names its product splicing factor 3A subunit 3. Lineage: Eukaryota; Metazoa; Chordata; Mammalia; Rodentia; Octodontidae. Bases 1 to 954 code for a protein of 317 amino acids. The record is from RefSeq and is a predicted model, not a curated record. Gene Ontology annotation, cellular component: spliceosomal complex. The transcript has 2 exons. Gene Ontology annotation, molecular function: RNA binding. Gene Ontology annotation, biological process: mRNA splicing, via spliceosome.
AUGGCUAAAGAGAUGCUCACUAAGAAGUCUACGCUCCGGGACCAGAUCAAUUCCGACCACCGCACUCGGGCCAUGCAAGAUAGGUACAUGGAGGUCAGUGGGAACCUGAGGGAUUUGUACAAUGACAAGGAUGGGUUACGAAAGGAGGAGCUCCAUGCUAUUUCAGGACUGAAUGAAUUUGCUGAAUUCUAUAAUAGACUCAAACAAAUAAAGGAAUUCCACCGGAAGCACCCGAAUGAGAUUUGUGUGCCAAUGUCAGUGGAAUUUGAGGAGCUCCUGAAAGCACGAGAGAAUCCAAGUGAAGAGGCACAGAAUUUGGUGGAGUUCACAGAUGAAGAGGGAUAUGGCCGUUACCUUGAUCUCCAUGACUGUUACCUCAAGUAUAUUAAUCUGAAGGCAUCGGAGAAGCUGGAUUAUAUCACAUACCUGUCUAUCUUUGACCAGUUAUUUGACAUUCCUAAAGAAAGGAAGAAUGCAGAAUACAAGAGAUACCUUGAAAUGCUGCUUGAAUAUCUUCAGGAUUACACUGACAGAGUGAAGCCCCUCCAAGAUCAGAAUGAGCUUUUUGGGAAGAUACAGACUGAAUUUGAGAAAAAAUGGGAGAACGGCACCUUUCCUGGCUGGCGGAAAGAAACAAGCAGCGCCCUGACGCAUGCUGGCGCCCAUCUUGAUCUGUCUGCAUUUUCCUCCUGGGAGGAGUUGGCCUCUCUGGGUCUAGACAGAUUGAAGUCUGCCCUCUUAGCUUUAGGCCUGAAAUGCGGCGGCACCCUUGAAGAGCGAGCCCAGAGGUUAUUUAGCACCAAAGGGAAGUCCUUGGAAUCACUCGACACCUCCCUGUUUGCCAAAAACCCCAAAUCAAAGGGCACCAAGCGAGAUACUGAGAGGAACAAAGACAUUGCUUUCCUAGAAACGCGGGUGGCCCUGCCACUGGAGGUGCGCUCGCCCACUGCAUAG